This is a messenger RNA of Thyridium curvatum, 1395 nucleotides long. RefSeq lists its product as uncharacterized. The transcript has 2 exons. NCBI's taxonomy places the organism in Eukaryota, Fungi, Ascomycota, Sordariomycetes, Thyridiales, Thyridiaceae. The record is from RefSeq and is a predicted model, not a curated record. Bases 1 to 1395 code for a protein of 464 amino acids. Gene Ontology annotation, molecular function: transmembrane transporter activity. Gene Ontology annotation, biological process: transmembrane transport. Gene Ontology annotation, cellular component: fungal-type vacuole membrane.
AUGCCUACAGACGUAGAGAGCGAAGUCGUCGCCGUGGAACUACGGGUGCGAAAUCAAGAGCUACACGAUGCUGGUCUGGUCUGUGGUGGCGGCGACACGGAACCCAGGAGCUCGGUCGUCCAUCGUUUGAAGCCGGUCGACCGCGGGCGGGAUGCCUGGACAAUCCUGAUUGCGGGCUUCAUUUUCGAGGCUUUCUUCUGGGCCCACGCUGACCUGGUCAUCUUGAUUCAAGGCUUCCCCAUGUGCUUUGGAGUAUUCCAGAACUAUUACUCGCAUCUUCCCGAGUUCCAGCAGGACAGCGACAACAUCGCGCUCAUCGGCGUCCUGGCCCAGGGCCUGCCCUUUCUCGCGGCGCCGGUCUCUACGAUGCUCACCAAGCGCUUCCCGAGGUACCACCGGCAUCAGAUCUGGAUCGGCUGGCCCAUGCUGAUCCUGGGCCUCCUGGCCGCGUCGUUUGCCCAGUCGGUGGACGCGCUCAUCGGUACGCAGGGGGUCCUGUACGGCGUGGGCUUCGUCACGGUCACGUACCCCAUCGUCGGCAUGAUCAACGAGUGGUUCGUCGCGCGCAAGGGCAUGGCCUUUGGCGUCAUAUCGUCAGCCUCGGGCGCCACGGGCGCCGUGAUGCCGUUCGUCAUCGAGGCGCUGCUCGCGAGGUACGGCUACCGGACGACCCUCCGCGCCUGCGCCGUGGCCAUGACCGUCCUCACGGCGCCGCUGAUCCCACUGUUCAAGGACCGGCUGCCGGCCUCGGAGCAGGCGGUGCUGGCCAGGACCGACUGGUCCUUCCUCAGGAAGCCGCUGUUCUGGGUGUUUGCCUCUGCCAUCCUCAUCCAGGGUCUGGGCUUCUUCUUCCCCGUGGUCUUCCUCCCCUCCUACGCGUCGGCGCUCGGCCUGCCGUCGAUGCAGGGCGCUCUGCUCGUGGCGCUCAUGUGCAUAGCCCAGGUCCUCGGGCAGCUCUUCUUCGGCUACAUGUCGGACAGGCAGUCGGUCAGCUUCCUGGCCGUCGUCUGCUGCGUGGCGGCGUCGGCCGCGGCCUUCGUCUUCUGGGGCAUGGGCAAGUCGAUCGCGUUCCUGGCCGCCUUCAGCCUGGUCUACGGCUUCUUCGGCUUCGGCUUCGGCACCAUGCGCGUGGCCAUGGGCCGCGCCGUCAGCGACGACCCGGCCACCGUCUUCACCAUCUUCUCCAUCUACGUCUUCCUCAUGGGCGUCGGCAACGUGCUCGUCGGGCCGAUCAGCGCCGCCCUGCUGUCCCCGUCCAGGGGCGGCCUGGCGCGGUCGAGCUACGCGGCGGGCAAGUACGAGGGCACCGUCGUCCUGACGGGGGCCUCGUCGCUUGCCGCCGGGCUGGUCCUGGCGCUGUGGCAUGGGUACGACAAGGUCCUGCGAACCAAGUAG